AAAAAGAGUAAAACAAAAGAGUCCCAGCCUUGUUCCUCCAUCUAGACUUUUGUUGAGACAAAUAGUGACCACGUUGCUUCCUUCUUCUUCCAGAUCUAAAUCUGCAAACCCUAAUCAUCUCCAUCUUCCUAAUAAUCAAUCAAUUAAUCAAUCCGCCAUGGAUCUACCUCCAGACGAGCUCCAAUUCCUCUCCGCAACCGACAUCCUGAAAGAAUCCAUCUCCAUCCCCAAACAAUCCCCCCGCACCUUCUACCUCAUAACCUUAACCCUCAUUUUCCCCUUAUCAUUCGCCAUUUUAGCCCACUCUCUCUUCACCCACCCCUUAAUCACCCAAAUCCAAGACCCCUACGGCUCCCACACCUCCCAGUGGACCAAACUCCUCAUCUUCCAGUUCUGUUACCUCAUCUUCCUCUUCAUUUUCUCUCUCCUCUCAACUGCCGCCGUUGUCUUCACUGUAGCAUCUUUGUACACUUCCAAACCGGUGUCCUUUUCAUCUACUCUUUCUGCUAUCCCCUUGGUCUUUAAACGCCUCUUUGUUACCUUUCUAUGGGUGGGUUUGGUUAUGGUUGUGUAUAAUGUUGUCUUUCUAGGGUUUGUUGUCUUGUUGAUAAUUGCCAUUGAUACGCAGAAUGUUGUCUUGUUUUUUUUCUCUUUGAUUGUUGUGUUUGUCUUGUUUCUAAUAGUGCAUGUGUAUAUUACUGCCUUGUGGCAUUUGGCGAGUGUGGUGUCGGUUGUGGAGCCGGUUUAUGGGUUUGCCGCGAUGAGGAAGAGUUUUGAGAUUUUGAAAGGGAGGGCGCGGAUGGCAUCAGUGCUUGUGUUUGGGUAUUUUGUGAUCUGUGGGGCGAUUAAUGGGUUGUUUGGGGCGAUUGUGGUGCAUGGUGGGGAGUAUGAUUAUGGAGUGUUUUCAAGGAUUGUUGUUGGGGGGUUCUUGGUUGGGGUUUUGGUGAUUGUGAAUUUGGUUGGGUUUUUGGUGCAGAGUGUGUUUUACUAUGUGUGUAAAAGCUAUCAUCAUCAAGGGAUUGAUAAGAAUGCCUUGUAUGAUCAUUUGGGUGGUUAUCUUGGGGAGUAUGUGCCUCUUAAAAGCAGCAUUCAGAUGGAAGAUUUGGAAUAAUGCCACUCGGUUACUAAGACACUCAACAUCAGCACGUUCCAUUUUAUGGGUCCCACUUUUCUAUAUGUUGGCGCAUCCUAUCUAGCAAAGUUGGAGAAGGAUCAGUAGGAGUGUUCAUUUUGUUGUUCUGUAAUGUACAUCUGUAAUAAUCUUGGUGUCCAUUGUAAUAUACACAGUUUCUUUUGCGUCAGGAAAGAUUAUGUCACAACGUUCUUGUUUGACAAGGUAAAUCGUUCAGAAUACUUGUGUUUAUCUGUCUUACUCACGUUUUGUGUUCAUUAUUAUUACACUUGUUUUGAAUUUGAA
Helianthus annuus (common sunflower) is the source of this 1417-nucleotide messenger RNA. RefSeq lists its product as uncharacterized. The record is from RefSeq and is a predicted model, not a curated record. Bases 158 to 1111 code for a protein of 317 amino acids. Lineage: Eukaryota; Viridiplantae; Streptophyta; Magnoliopsida; Asterales; Asteraceae. The transcript has 2 exons.